AUGGGAAAAGUUACAAUUAAAACAGAAGAUAAAUAUGAAAAGUUUGUUAUUGAAGAGAUAGAUUGUGGAACAGAUAGUCUUGAUGUACUCAAGAGUAAAUGGGUAGCUCAACAUGGAGAAAAGUAUAAAGAUUACAUUGCAUAUGUUAGUGGUGACAAGGUAGAAGACACGACACAAACACUUAAAGCAUCCAAUAUCUAUGAUGAAGAAGCUGUACUCUUUGUCAAUCCCAGUGUGGCCGAUGGACAAUUGGUUAUCGUCAUUUGUGGUUUGGGUAGACCCCUUGCAGUAGUUGUACCUCCCACUGCUACCGUCGGUGAUUUAAGAACUGCCAUUCAAGACAGUGAAGGUAUUCCACCCGACAAUCAAAUUCUUUCAUUCAGAGGAGCAAGAAGAUUGGAUGACAAUGCGGAAACACUAAAGGAUCUAGAGAUUGAAAACCUUGCCAAAAUCUUUCUUAGACUACAACUUGGUGGUGGUGUAGGAUCCAAAAAGGAUAAAAAGGAAAAGAAUAAAGAAAAAGGUGAAGGAAAGGAGAAUUGUCAAAUUAUGUAA
Molecule: messenger RNA, 555 nt
Organism: Cavenderia fasciculata
Lineage: Eukaryota; Evosea; Eumycetozoa; Acytosteliales; Cavenderiaceae
Exons: 1
Coding region: 1-555 (184 amino acids)
Molecular function (GO): protein binding
Source: RefSeq, a predicted model, not a curated record